UGAAGUGGAAAGGGAAGGACUUGUUUGAUUUAGUGUGCAGGACGCUGGGACUCCGCGAAACCUGGUUCUUUGGCCUUCAGUACACCAUCAAGGACACAGUGGCUUGGCUGAAAAUGGACAAGAAGGUGCUGGAUCACGACGUUCCCACCGAGGAGCCAGUCACCUUUCACUUCCUGGCCAAAUUUUAUCCCGAGAACGCAGAAGAGGAGCUGGUCCAGGAGAUCACCCAGCACUUGUUCUUCCUGCAGGUAAAGAAGCAGAUUCUGGAUGAGAAGAUCUAUUGCCCUCCCGAGGCUUCAGUGCUGCUGGCUUCCUACGCGGUCCAAGCCAAGUAUGGUGACUACGACCCCAACGUGCACAAGCGAGGCUUCCUGGCACAGGAGGAGCUGCUGCCAAAGCGGGUGAUUAACCUCUACCAGAUGACUCCAGAGAUGUGGGAAGAGAGAAUAACAGCCUGGUACGCCGAGCACCGUGGCAGAGCAAGAGAUGAAGCUGAAAUGGAGUAUUUGAAGAUAGCUCAGGACUUGGAGAUGUAUGGAGUGAACUAUUUUGCAAUUAGGAAUAAAAAGGGCACCGAACUGCUGCUUGGAGUCGAUGCCUUGGGUCUUCACAUUUAUGACCCAGACAACAGGCUGACCCCCAAAAUCUCCUUCCCGUGGAACGAGAUCCGGAAUAUUUCAUACAGCGAUAAAGAGUUUACGAUUAAGCCGUUGGACAAAAAGAUUGAUGUUUUUAAAUUCAAUUCAUCAAAGCUGCGUGUGAAUAAGCUGAUUCUCCAGCUGUGUAUUGGGAACCACGAUCUUUUCAUGAGGAGGAGAAAAGCAGACUCGCUGGAGGUGCAGCAGAUGAAGGCACAGGCCAGAGAGGAGAAAGCCAGGAAGCAGAUGGAACGACAGCGCCUGGCCCGAGAGAAGCAAAUGAGGGAAGAAGCUGAGCGGACGAGGGAUGAGCUGGAGAGAAGACUGAUGCAGUUAAAGGAGGAGGCAACGAUGGCCAACGAGGCUCUGAUGAGAUCUGAAGAGACAGCAGACUUGCUGGCUGAGAAGGCCCAGAUCACAGAGGAGGAGGCCAAGCUCCUGGCUCAGAAAGCAGCUGAGGCCGAGCAGGAGAUGCAGCGAAUCAAAGCCACGGCCAUCCGGACAGAGGAGGAGAAACGGCUGAUGGAGCAGAAGGUGCUGGAGGCAGAGAUGUUGGCUCUGAAAAUGGCCGAGGAGUCUGAGCGGAGAGCGAAGGAGGCUGAUCAACUAAAGCAGGACCUUCAGGAGGCUCGAGAGUCUGAGAGGAGGGCGAAGCAAAAGCUUCUGGAGAUCACCAGCAAGUCCUCAUAUACAUCUGUGAAUUCCAGUACAACAGCAUUGCCCACCGACCUGCCAAGCUUCAACCUCAUCAGUGAGAGCCUCUCCUUUGACUUCAAGGAUACAGACAUGAAGCGACUUUCAAUGGAAAUCGAAAAGGAGAAGGUCGAGUACAUGGAGAAAAGCAAACAUCUGCAGGAGCAACUGAACGAGCUGAAGACAGAGAUCGAGGCGCUGAAGCUGAAGGAGAGAGAGACCGCGCUGGAUAUAUUGCACAAUGAGAAUGCCAGCCGAGGCAACAGCAAGCACAACACUAUAAAAAAGCCUCCAGCCCAGGGCAGAAGACCUAUCUGCAUUUGAGACUGCUGAGCAGGUUACGCCCAGCUCACCCUGCAGAGCACCCAGUCCCGCGUGGCCUUCUUCGAGGAGCUCUAGGACGAGCCGCCCGCGUCGCCGCCGCCGAGGACGCGC
Molecule: messenger RNA, 1766 nt
Organism: Tinamus guttatus (white-throated tinamou)
Lineage: Eukaryota; Metazoa; Chordata; Aves; Tinamiformes; Tinamidae
Source: RefSeq, a predicted model, not a curated record